AUGCAGGGCAUGAUACGGCUCAUCGCAACAUGCGCAAUUCUUCUAUGUCGCGCGCAAGCCACCUCCCUCCCUCCACCAACAGGGCCCUACAAUAUUGGUAUGAGCAAACAUGUCAUUGAGCAUUAUAACUCUCAUGACCUUCUAGCGCCAAACAACAUCAGCACGGGGUUUUUAGCCACCAUAUAUUAUCCAACACGCCAAAAGCCCAACUUUGAACCACGGUCAUACAUAGACCCCGAAUUGGUGGCUAUACUGGAACCUCAGUUGAAUCAUACCUCAGGCUUCCUCUCUGUCACAGUACAGUACUAUAUAGUGACGAGUCUUCAGCUUGAUGCGCCGUAUCUGGAAGGCCCAAUUGGACAGUCUGCGUAUCCAACACUUCUGUUUGGUCCGGGCGGCGGCGGGCCCCCUGUUGAAGGGAAUACAAUCUUGAUUUCGGAACUAGUAUCUCAUGGUUAUACUGUGAUAGGGCUGGACCACCCAUUUGAACAGCCGUUCAUUCGGUACCCGAACGGCACAGGCGUCGUAGGUGGCGAGAUAUAUUUCAACAAUACGGAUACAUUACGAGCGAUCUACGAUACCCGCCUAGAAGAUACCACGGCCUUUCUGGAUCACUUUCCCAAACUAGUCCAAAACCUUGGUGCGCCUUUCAACACAACGCAUAUAGGCUCGUUCGGAUACUCUCUAGGUGGCGCUGCAGCAGUUGGUUCGUUAUACGAUGACAACAACCGCCUUAUCUCUGGCCUCAACCUUGAUGGCUCUCUCCUUGGCCAGGCAGCUGUCAACGACACUAAGGCGAAUGUGAAGAAACCAGUGCUCUUUCUUGGGCAGGAACUGCACACUGGUCGAGACGACGUCCAUGAUAUCACCUGGGGGACAUUUCCACUAUGGCAGACGGAUUACUUUGGGAAGUUCCUUGUAAAUGGGACAUUGCACCAUGAUUUCUGCGACUACGCCUUUUGGAAAACCAUCGAGCCAACGGAUCCAACAACAGGCUCGAUAGACGGCAACCGCCAAAUCGCGAUCAUGAAUGUGUACGUCAAAGCGUUCAUAGAUUUUGCAUUACUAGGGAAGAACUCAUCAAUGCUGAAUGGCCCUUCGGCGGAGUGGCCAGAUGUCGUAUUUUAUGAAUGACUGGGCGACUUUAUUGCUGUAUGCUCACGUUGUCUCUCGCGUGGCAUAACUCCUACUCACUGUAACGUUUAGUCCUUAUACGCUAGAGUACCACAGAUAGCCAUUUCCCCGGCGUGUAGCUAAGGAAGCGACUUAACGAGCCGACUCCCUGUCUAAAACACGUCAACCACUUCCAAUGCUGUUUAGAAAUAAUACUAGACGGCCAAUAAACGCCGUAACUCUCCGAGUCUUGC
Messenger RNA from Xylaria bambusicola, 1367 nucleotides. RefSeq lists its product as uncharacterized. The coding region runs from base 1 to 1134 and encodes 377 amino acids. Gene Ontology annotation, molecular function: 1-alkyl-2-acetylglycerophosphocholine esterase activity. Lineage: Eukaryota; Fungi; Ascomycota; Sordariomycetes; Xylariales; Xylariaceae. The transcript has 2 exons. The record is from RefSeq and is a predicted model, not a curated record.